AUGCCUACUAAGGCCCUGUUCGAGGAGGCAAUUAAGCCAGUCAAGAACGACUUCCCGGCCAACUACAACCUCCUCAUGAAAAACGACCUUGAGAAAUGGACACACACACCAUGCCACCCCCAGCAACCUGGUCAACCUGAAGAUGUCCACCUCAAACUCUGCGGAGUCCAACAUUUCCGCGGUCGGCCACCAGAAACGGGAAAUGGACCCUUAUCAUUUCCACAUCGAGAUUGCGGAGAAAACUGCGGAGCAACUCGCAACGAAUGCCGAACUGCAGAAGGGCUGCCGUGCCAUCCUCGUUCCAUUCGCGGCCAAGUUCAUGGAGGACGAGAGGUUGCUCAAGUAAGUACUGGGGCAACCACGCCUGGUGCGUUCCUUGUUCUUUCCUCCGUUGAUUCUACGGCUGCAUGGUCGGUUGGGUGUAGUACGACCCCGUCGGUUGGGUGAUCCACCCGUGCUGUCUCUCUUUUUGAUCCAUCAUUUUUUUCGUCCGUUUCGGCUGUCGUUUUGUGUGUAGUGCACUCUUAACAACCAGAGAAUGACAC
This is a messenger RNA of Ectocarpus sp. CCAP 1310/34, 545 nucleotides long. Lineage: Eukaryota; Phaeophyceae; Ectocarpales; Ectocarpaceae. The record is from the annotation of a GenBank genome assembly.